AUGGCAGCGCGCAACACUCUACGCCGCUCACUCUUAUACGUCCCAGGAUCCUCGCAGCGCUUUCUUGACAAGUCUCGCUCCUUGGCGGCCGAUUGCCUCACUUACGAUCUGGAGGAUAGUGUGACGCCGCAUAAGAAAGCAGAGGCGCGGUCUCUCGUGCGGAGAGCCAUUGACCAGCCCGCUCCAGAGAGGAUUCGCGAGCGCGCCGUGCGCAUCAACUCGGUCGAUAGUGGAUUGGCUCUGGCGGAUCUAACAGAAGUGCUCCAAUCGCCCAAUCUUACCACGAUUGUCAUUCCAAAGGUCAAUUCGGCCUCAGACCUGACAUUUGUUACGGAUGUCGUGAGCCACACUUUGGCACAGCGCCCUGCUUCAGAUGCCCGACCCCCGAUAUCCCUUCUUGCCCUGAUUGAAUCAGCCAAGUCUUUGACCAAUCUAUCGGAGAUCUGCGCCGCCUCGCCUCUUCUGCAGGGCCUGAUUUUCGCGGCCGAAGACUUUGCUCUGGAUCUGAGUAUCACGCGAACUCCGUCGUUGACCGAGUUUCUGUUUGCUCGGUCGGCUAUUGCGACUGCGGCGCGGGCCGCUAAUUUGCCCUCUACGAUUGAUCUGGUUUGUACGGCUUACAAGUCUGACCGGGCCAACGGGUCGCCGCCAGCGGCUCUGGAGGAGGAGUGUCGAGAUGGUCGACGACUGGGAUUCAAUGGGAAGCAGUGCAUUCAUCCGUCGCAGGUGAAGACGGUCAAUGAGAUCUUCGGCCCGGAUCCCGAGGAAACUACCUGGGCGAUGCGGGUGGUCAUCGCAGAUGACAAGGCCGCGGAGGCAGGACGGGGUGCGUGGACGUUAGAUGGAAAGAUGAUCGAUGUGCCCGUGGCUCAAAAGGCUCGGGCAAUUGUGAAAAAGGCCGAGGCCUGCGGAAUGGAUGUGCAGGCGCUGCGGGAGAAAUGGCAGCACCAAGAGCCAGAGUAG
Messenger RNA from Penicillium oxalicum, 963 nucleotides. Its product is annotated as HpcH/HpaI aldolase/citrate lyase family protein. NCBI's taxonomy places the organism in Eukaryota, Fungi, Ascomycota, Eurotiomycetes, Eurotiales, Aspergillaceae. Gene Ontology annotation, molecular function: catalytic activity; magnesium ion binding. Gene Ontology annotation, biological process: oxaloacetate metabolic process. The record is from RefSeq and is a predicted model, not a curated record. The coding region runs from base 1 to 963 and encodes 320 amino acids. The transcript has 3 exons.